AAUAAUUCUUCCUCCAUGAAAUCAUAGUUAUAAUGGACUGCCGACUUGUCCGGCAACAUUUCCUUUUUUUCUCAAAGAGCUUCGCAUACUUUGGCUUGAUUGGUAGACUUGUGUCUUGUUGUUCAAACUAGGUAGAAUUAGUCAUCACCGGAUCUGUGCUUCAAAAUUCGUUUCUGGGUUCAUAUGUCCUCGUGCUCCGGGUUCGUGCGCGUGCUUUGAUGCAGCAGCGAUCGCCUUCACAUCAUCUGUGAGCACUUUAGCUCGUUUCUGAUGGUUUGAAGGUCUCUUGGCUUUUUGAUGCAACAUACUUCAGCGAUCAAUUUACUUCCAAAUUCAUCCCAGACCCAAGAAGAAUCGGCAAUGGAAGGGGGUGAGAAUUCGUUACUGGUGGAGUUUUUCGAACCUGCGCAGUAUUGGACCGAGGCCCUGCCCCUUGGAUGCGGCCGCUUAGGGGCUAUGGUACACGGCGGUGUGAAAUCCGAACUCGUGCAGCUCAAUGAGGAUACUCUGUGGUCUGGAGGACCAACCGAUUGGAACAACCCUAAAGCUCUGGAGACUCUCCCACGAGUGCGGGAGCUUGUAAAGGAAGGAAAGUAUGCAGAGGCCACCACAGAGGCACAGAAGAUGCUUGGACCUGAUCCAGAGGUCUAUCAACCAUUGGGAGAUUUGAAGCUCGAAUUUGAUGACUCACAUAACACCUAUGACAAAGAGAGCUAUCGCCGUCAGCUGGAUCUUGACACAGCCAUGACUUAUGUGAAUUACGAGAUUGGUGAUGUGUCGUACCUUCGUCAAGCAUUCACUUCUUAUCCUCAUCAGGUCUUCGCCAUGCGGAUAGCUGGAAGCAAGAGUGGCUCAGUUUCGUUUUCUGUGACUCUCGACAGCCAGCUCAUGCUAGGCAAAGAAGUUGUUGGCUCGAAGUAUAUAGCUUUGAAGGGACAAUGUCCGAUUGAUAGUAACAAGGUUACGGAAGUUGCAAGUCCCACUAGGUCGAGUAAAAAGCAAGGAAUGGAAUUUGUAGCGGUACUUCAAGUAGAGGUUAGCGGAGAAGCCGGGAGGCUACAAGUCGUUGAUAAGCAGACACUGAAAGUGCAUCAAGCAGACUGGGCGGUUCUCUACUUGACGGCCUCUUCCUCUUUCGAUGGACCUUUCAAAGAUCCGAGCAUUUCAGGCAUAGAGCCUACCUCACUGGCAUUCGCGGCCUUGGCGAACUUAGUGGAUCUUUCAUUUGACGACAUUCUUGCUGCUCACUUGGCUGAUUAUCAGACUCUUUUUCAUAGAGUUUCCCUGCGUCUGAGGAAUCACAGAUGCAUUGAUGGCAACCCCGAUUCGAGUGUCUUUGAAGAUGUUGAUAACGAAGAAAAAGACUUGGGCUUGUGGGAGCUCAUUGUUCCCUCAGAAAUUGUGGAAAGCAAGACGGUGGAGAGUGGCGCUCAGGUUUCAACAGGAGUGGAUGGAGAAGUAUACCCACAAAAUGCGUGGAAGGAGCGAAUUUCAACUAGAGACAGGAUCUUGAACUUUGAUGGGGAUGAAGAUCCAGAUCUAGUGGUCCUCCUGUUCCAGUUUGGGCGUUACUUGCUCAUUGCAUCAUCUCGACCAAACAGUUUCGUGUCAAACUUGCAAGGAGUAUGGAGUAACUCAUUACAUCCAGCUUGGAGAUGUUGUCCGACUCUCAACAUAAACCUGGAAAUGAAUUACUGGCCUGCUGAAACAUGCAGCCUAGCUGAGUGUCAUUUACCUCUUUUUGACUUCCUUGAGCAGAUUGCUGUCACGGGUGCUACCACUGCCAAGGUGAAUUAUGGUCUAGGAGGGUGGGUGAGCCAUCACAAUGCGGAUAUCUGGGCGCACUCAGCUCCUGUAAGUGGAGAUCCAGUGUGGGCAUUAUGGCCUAUGAGUGGAGCUUGGAUUUGCCUUCAUCUUUGGGAGCACUACACUUUCUCUCAAGACGAGGAAUUUCUGAGGAACCGUGCAUAUCCACUGUUCAAGGGUUGUGCAGAAUUUUUUGUGAACUGGCUUGUCGAAGACGGUAAGGGCCAUUUGGUGACAAACCCAUCAACCUCGCCAGAACACCAUUUUAUAGCUCCAGAUGGACAAAGCGCAUGUGUGAGCUAUGGCUCUACCAUGGAUAUGGCUAUCCUCCACAACUUUUUCAACGCUGUCGUUUCAGCAGCUAAAAUUGUGGGACAGGAUGAAGCAGAGUUGGUCUCUGAAGUUAAAUCAGCUGUUGGUCGGCUGCUCCCUGCGAAAAUUGGAAGCGAUGGUCGACUUCUGGAGUGGGUGGAGGAGUUUAAGGACCCAGAGGAUACUCAUCGGCACAUGUCUCAUCUGUUUGGUCUUUAUCCUGGGCACUCAAUAACGCCACAGUCUACUCCAGAACUUUGUGCUGCUGCUACACAAAGUAUCCUAAAAAGAGGGGAGAUAGGCCCUGGCUGGUCAACGGCUUGGAAGACAGCGUUAUGGGCCCGACUCUGGAAUAGUGAUCAUGCUUAUUCUAUGAUUAAACGUAUGUUUACACUUGUUCCUUCUGAAGAGAAAGAAGAACGAUUCGACGGUGGGGGUCUUUACUCCAACCUGUUCAGUGCCCACCCUCCCUUCCAGAUUGAUGGAAAUCUUGGAUUCACUGCAGCAGUGGCAGAAAUGCUAUUUCAAAGUGAUGAAAGUAAUCUGUAUUUACUUCCAGCUUUGCCAUUGAGAAAGUGGUGUGAUGGACUGAUAGCGGGGUUACGAGGCAGGGGUGCCGUCACUGUUGGAAUCAGAUGGCUAGGUGGCAAUCUUCAAGAAGUCACUGUGCAGGUUGAGAAGAAUUUUUCAGCUACGAGGAUGCUUCAUUACAAUACCAAGGUUGUGACACUGCCGAAGUCAACCAGUGGUCCCCAAUUGUACACUUACGAUGGUGAUCUGAAUCUCACGAGGUCUAGAUCAUUAGAAGACUUGGAUGCCGGCGGCGAUAACUCGUGCAUCAUAUUGUAAUGUCGAGGUUCAUGCUUGCUCCAUGUUGUGAGGAUUGUUUCCACCUGCCUGUCUUUGCACCAAACAUCAGCUUUACAUCUCCCUCAGUUUUAGGGAUGUGGCCGUGUUGGAGGUCGUUUCUGCUUAAAUUAUGAGGAAGAGUUAUCGGAGGGUGUUUGAGUGGAGAUAGAGAUUACAGCAAACUGUGUGCGCCUGACUUGCAUAAGGUUUUUCUUGUAAUUGCCCAAAAUCUAGCUGUUGCAGACGGUGUAGCUCGGGACAAGGUAUUCCAAUGAGAGACAUAAGUCAUUAAAAUUUACGUGGUCAUACCAAUAUUGCUAAGUUGAAAUUUGGUAUGCAUCUUAUCGUCCACGUUGUUAUCUGGGUCGUUCUAUUAUGAAGUGGCUCAGAGUUGCUCUACAAUCUGCACAAAGAAUGGGAGGUUAGGUGUGGUGCCUCCCAUUUGGUAGUCACAUGUUUUAUCUAACACAAGCUUUACAACAAAGCAGGCCAACACAGCGCUUGUUUGACUACGCUGUAUUUUCGAGAUUUUUGAAUUAGUCACAUUCCUUGAA
Molecule: messenger RNA, 3521 nt
Organism: Physcomitrium patens
Lineage: Eukaryota; Viridiplantae; Streptophyta; Bryopsida; Funariales; Funariaceae
Product: alpha-L-fucosidase 2
Biological process (GO): carbohydrate metabolic process
Molecular function (GO): alpha-L-fucosidase activity
Source: RefSeq, a predicted model, not a curated record